AUGAUCUUCGAACGCCAGGCCAUGGCCGGCAACCUGUCUUCCACCACACUCACCCGUGCCAACGAUGAUUUUACAUCGCCACCGCCGACUGCUCGCGACUCCUUGGGUAAAGAGCCUCACGUAUCGUCCUUGGCCCUCACGCGCCGUAACAGUGAUGAGGAUAUCGAACUCGCAGCCAUGGGCACCCCUGACAAACCGUCGACCGAGCCACCAUACCAUAUCUUCUCUCACCGUCAGAAAUGGCAGCUUGUUUACAUUGUCUCGAUAGCAGGGGCAUUCUCCCCCCUUUCCUCAAACAUAUAUUUCCCGGCGAUAGACACUAUAUCGUCAGAGCUUCGGGUCAGUGCCUCGCUGGUAGCUUUGACAAUCACCGUAUACCUUAUAGUUCAGGGUAUCAGCCCGUCGAUAUGGGGCCCAAUGUCAGAUACCUCCGGUCGUCGGAUCACUUUCCUCAUCACCCUCACCAUAUACGCUGCCGCUAAUCUCGCUCUGGCCUUUACGGUCGAUUUCCCUAUGCUACUUGUCCUUCGAGGUGUGCAAGCUCUGGGUUCUGCCGCCACUAUCAGUAUUAGCGUUGGCGUGAUUGGGGAUAUGGCUUGCCCUGAAGAGAGGGGUGGUUUCGUGGGAGCUAACGCUGGAAUUCGGAUGAUCGGGCAGGCCGUUGGCCCCGUUAUUGGCGGCUUGCUUAAUAGCAAAUGGGGAUUCAGAAGCAUUUUUUGGCUUCUUUUUGUCCAGAGCGUUAUCGUCCUACUACUAUUACUGGUGCUCUUGCCAGAGACACAGCGCCAGUUAGCAGGAAACGGUAGCAUCCCUCUCAGCGGACUCCAUAAGCCGUUGCUGUACUACCUGCGGCCACCUCCAUCAUGGGCCUCGGCCAGAACCGAAAGAACGCCAGUCUCCAAGACGCCGCGCAUGUCACUCAAAAGCAUGCUUGUCCCGUUAACGUAUGUCUUCCAGAAAGACAUCUUCGUCCUCCUUGCCUGGGGAUCUCUCGUCUACACAAUUUGGAGCAUGGCCACCUCGUCAACCACCACUGUUCUUCUCCACUCGUUCCCCAGCCUCACCCAGUGGCAGAUCGGUCUCUGCUUUCUUCCUAAUGGAGCCGGAUGUGUCCUUGGCUCUAUCUUUACCGGAUGGCUGCUCGACCGAACAUUCAAGCGAGCCCAGUCAGAAUACAAGAUACAGCAUGGUCUUCCGGAAACAAUGAACAUUAAAAACAUACCAGAAUUCCCCAUUGAGCGCUCUCGGCUUCGCUAUAUGCCCUAUUUUAGCGUAUCCUUCAUCAUAUGCGUUGCUUUAUACGGGCCUAGUUUCGAGCUGAACGACUUGAACAGGUAUUUCGCUGCUAACCUGGUAGCCUCGUUGGGACUGCAGCUCAUGAUUGCUUUUACGGCAACGGCCAUCUUCAACAUCAAUUCUACCAUGCUGGUUGAUUGCUUCCCCAACGGCUCAGCCAGCGCAACGGCCACCAACAACCUCGUUCGGUGUCUUGUGGGUGCUGCUGGAGUCAGCGUGAUUCAGCCCUUGAUAGAUGCGGUGCGAGUAAGGAAUGCCUUUCUGAUACUGACUGGCGUUGUCGUGCUGUUUUUGCCCCUGAUAUGGGUGCAGUGGAAGUAUUGUGGGAAGUGGAGGCUGGAGAGGACUCUAAGAGAGACUGAAAAGGCUAGAGCAGCGAAAAAAUAA
This is a messenger RNA of Arthroderma uncinatum, 1683 nucleotides long. RefSeq lists its product as uncharacterized. Gene Ontology annotation, biological process: transmembrane transport. Gene Ontology annotation, molecular function: transmembrane transporter activity. The coding region runs from base 1 to 1683 and encodes 560 amino acids. The transcript is spliced from 2 exons. The record is from RefSeq and is a predicted model, not a curated record. Lineage: Eukaryota; Fungi; Ascomycota; Eurotiomycetes; Onygenales; Arthrodermataceae.